AAGCAGUUUGACCUAAGCGCAUGCGGCUCGGGCUCUUCCUCUUCGUACGAUUGGACGCUUUGCGUCUCUUUUGACCCCAGGGACUCGCCGUCGUCCGGCUGAGGCGUCCGCUGGUUGAGAUGAUGGCGACUGGGACGCCGGAUUCGCAAGCACGAUUUGGUCAGUCGGUGAAGGGGCUUCUCACGGAGAAGGUGAACACCUGCGGGACCGACGUGAUCGCGCUCACCAAGCAGGUGCUGAAAGGUUCCCGGAGCUCCGAGCUGCUGGGUCAGGCAGCUCGAAACAUGGUACUACAGGAAGAUGCCAUCUUGCACUCAGAAGAUAGCUUAAGGAAAAUGGCGAUAAUAACAACGCAUCUUCAGUACCAGCAAGAAGCUAUUCAGAAGAAUGUUGAACAGUCACCUGACCUGCAGGACCAGUUGAGUCAUUUACUGAAGUAGCGUGUCCUAGCAGUAACUGACUUCUUUGCCUGAUGCUGAAGAGGAUGUGUCUCACAUAGCCACCAGGCUAUGGGCUUGGUUUCCAUUUUCAUCUCCAAAAAUUCAUCUAGAAAAGACUUGUAAAAAGUAGCCAAGUGACUGAACUUGGACUCACUACUUAGAUUGGAUUAACCCAUACUCUUAUCAGAUAUUUAAGUUGUAUCAUAUUCAAAUAAAAUUAAUAGGUUCUAUUGUUAGCACUGAAAAAAAAUUUAAAAACUUGUUAAAAAGCUGUAUCAUCUCACAUGAUCCUUAA
Messenger RNA from Acomys russatus (golden spiny mouse), 735 nucleotides. It is a transcript of the gene Borcs7, whose product is annotated as BLOC-1 related complex subunit 7. The transcript is spliced from 5 exons. Bases 120 to 440 code for a protein of 106 amino acids. Gene Ontology annotation, cellular component: BORC complex. The record is from RefSeq and is a predicted model, not a curated record. NCBI's taxonomy places the organism in Eukaryota, Metazoa, Chordata, Mammalia, Rodentia, Muridae.